CGCAAAACGAUGCGCAGACCAUUUAAUUUUCUAUUCGUCUGCUUGUUUGAGUGUAGUGCAUUUUAAACAUGUUGGAGCGAAACCGGGUUGUGUUGUUUUAAUGAAAAUUUGUAAUGAACUAUGUCAGAAAUUAAACGUGUGGCACUGAAUACACUAGAACCGCAGAAAGUGAGUGAAAAAGUGAUUAAAAAACUGUGCAAAACAAUAAGGAUAUCUGUGAUUUUACCCGAAUCGAAUGAAGACUACUGCCCUGAGUACAACUAUAAGGACCAACUAGCAUCUGUAAAGAAAAAGGUAAAGCAAAACAAAGGGCCUAACACAAACGAUUUGGAAAAUGGCUUGGAUCCAUUUGGAGACAAUGAUGAUGAUGUCAGAAGAAUUGCACUUCAAAUGGAAGCAAAAUAUGGCUCCGGAAUGACACCUCCGGGAGUACCCAAGAAGAAGCGAAAAGGCAAGAAAGACGAUUACGCUGAUAUCGGGAUGGGUUACGACGAAACGGAUUCGUUCAUAGACAACACCGAUGGAUAUGAUGAAAUUAUACCACAGAACGUAACCACGCUCCACGGUGGUUUUUACGUGAAUUCAGGCGCUUUGGUAUUUAAGACUGAUGAUGAGGCCAGUUCGCAAGCUUCCUCUUCUUCCUCAGCUUCUUCCGACUCAUCUUCUUCCGAGAGCGAAGGUGAAGACAAAGCCAAAACGAAAAUCCGCAAACGCGUCUUAGAGACUUCAGAGGACAGCGAUAGCGACACUGCCAACAACCAUAAGGAAAAGAAAGCCAAAUUAUUACAAUCCCAAAUUCCGCCGACCACCACCACCACCAUGCAGCACGCCAUCAAGAAGAAACUGUUCAGCAAGAACAAGAUACAAGUGAAGAAAUUCCAAUCGUUAGAGCAACAACACAAGAAAACCGUCAAGGAUUUGCUGAGAGCGAAACGGGAAGAUCUGGACAUGAGCGUGCCCGAGGAGCUGAAGACUGUCGAGGAUAACAUUGAAAAAGAAUCAUCUAAGGAGAAUAAGAGACCGAUGAAUAUAUCCAGCGUUACUGAUGCCAUAGAGUCCGUCGUCAAGCAAGUCAUUGUGGACGCGAAUCAGGAUAAGAACCAAAGCCAGAAUGGACUAGCUGCGGAUUUGAGUACGGCGAAUGUCACUAAUAUGACGAAGAAAGCCGCCGAUUCUCAGGAAUCGCUAUCGACCGAUAGCGAUUUCAAGACGGACGUGCGCAAACCCGGGAAAGAAGAGGAAACCAAGUUACCAGAUAAUUUACCGCCGGACAUCGCCAGUAUAGUUUCUAAGUUGAAAGAAGCCGGAAUAAAUUAUAAGGGAGAAGGAAAAAAGGCGUUUUUCACGAAGGAAGUUAAUGCUCUUUUAUUAAGCUUAGAAAAGAAGAGCAAAGUCCUACUAAGCAAAUCUAGAAUUAAAGUGUAUGAACACCUUACCAAGUACGUAAAUUUCACCAAGGACACUUUAAUACGUCGCGCCAGACUCCUGGAACUAGAAGAGGGCGAGAAACGACUAGUGCAACUGAAUGUUAGACUGAAAGAUACAAUCGACUCCGUAAUGCCGCAGUUGCUCGCCAACUACGAACAGGAGAGUCAGAAAAUCCUGCAAAAAAAAUUUUCGAAAGAGAGCGCCGAUAACGAAGAACUGAAAUCUCUUAAACUGCCAAAGCGGAAAUUCCAGUGGAGCGAGGAAGCUAAGAAACUGGUGAAAGACAUCCUAGGAGUGAAGAAACGCUGCCUCGCCCUCGAAGGCAAGCACAAAGACAACUUGGAAGAGCAAAUAACUCAAUUCCUGCGAUCUGCCGUGUUACCUCUGUGGCCCGAGGGUUGGAUGUACAUGAACAACUUAACCAAAGUCUACAACAGUAUGGCGGAAAAUUCGAAAAAGACAUCGAAAGCGAACGUAUCAAUGAAAUCCCAGAAACAUUCCAAUCUUUCCAUCACUCCGAUUACCAACGGGAAGAGCAGCGGUACAGAAAAAAUUGAAAUAACCAACAGCCUUACUGUCACCAAAGUUAACAGCGACGUUAUAACGAAAGAACCAGUCACGCAGAUGGAAAAAAAUCACGUUAUGGAAAACCACGUCCAUGUUCCUAAAUCUGAAGUCGAACAACCCUCGGAUUUAUCUGCGCAGUCGAAGAAGAGCGAUAAAUACUCUAAACCGGAAGUUUUAUCGUUUGAUACGGAUUUGUAUACACACUUAAAAAGCGAAAAAUAUGCUAAUCCGGAAGGCCAGUCGGAUUUGUCAGCGCUUUUAAAGAAAAACGAGAAACCACCGAAAAGUGAAAAGCACGGGAAAAUCGAGGUUUUAUCCUUAGAAAAAUCGUCGGAAUUAAUAGCCCAAAUACAGAGCAAAGAGAAAUACGUCAAAAUUGAUGGUUCACAGAGCGAUAAAUACAUCAAAUCCGACGGUUUAUCAUUCGAUAAACCGUCCGAUUUAUCGGCGCAAUUAGAAAAAAAAGACAAAUCCGUGAAACACGAGGUUUUAUCGCUGGAUAAAUCAUCGGAUUUAGUAGCGCAGAUACAGAGCAGAGAGAAAUACGUCAAAACUGAUAGUUCUUCGAGCGAUAAAUACGUCAAAUCAGACGGUUUAUCGAUUUAUAAACCUUCCGAUUUAUCGGCGCAAUCAGUAAAAAGCGACAAAUCCUUGAAACACGAUGUUUUAUCGACGGAUAAGCCGUCGGAAUUAAAGAAAAACGAUAAAUACGCAAAAUUCGAUGUUUCUUUGCAGGAUAAACCGUCGGAUUUAUCGGCGCACUUGAAAAAGAGCGAAAAACACGCCAAACUCGAGGUUUUAUCGCUAGACAAAUCGUCGGAUUUAUUAGCCCAAAUGAAGAGCAGAGAGAAAUACGUAAAAACCGAUAGUACAUCGAGCGAUAAAUACGUCAAACCAGACGGUUUAUUAUUUGAUAAACCGUCUGAUUUAUCGACGCACUUAAAUAAAACUGACAAACACGCAAAAUUCGAUGUUUUAUCAUUGGAUAAAUCGGAUCCAUCAUCGCACUUAAAAAAGAUCGAAAAACACACGAAAUUCGACAUUUCAUCAAUGGAUAAAUCGUCUGCUUUAUCGGCGCAGUUAAAUAAAACUGACCAACAUGCGAAAUUCGAUGUAUUAUCGCUGAAUAAAUCAGAUUUAUCCUCACACUUAAAAAAGAGCGAAAAACACUCGAAGCUCGACCUUUCAGCGCUCGAUAAAUCGUCUAAUUUAUCGACGCAUAUAAAUAAAACCGCGAAAUUCGAUGUUUCAUCGCUGGAUAAAUUAGAUUUCUCAUCGCACUUAAAAAAGAGUGAAAAACCCGCAAAACUCGAUGUUUUAUCGCUGGAUAAACCGUCUAAUUUAUCAGCGCACUUAAAUAAAACCGAUAAACACGCGAAAUACGAUGUUUUAUCGCUGGAUAAAUCUGAUUUAUCAUCGCAUUCAAAAAAGAGCGAAAAACACACAAAGCUCGACGUUUUAUCGCUCGAUAAACCGUCUGAUUUAUCGACGCACUCCAAAAAAAGCGAUAAAUACACCAAAUCGUUUAAUAAACCAUCAGAUUUAUCGACGCAUUCUAAGAAAAUCGAUAAACACGCGAAACUCGAGGAAAAAUCAUCAGAUUUAUCAGCGCACUCGAAGAAAAGCGAAUUACAUAAUAAACUCGAGGUUGUAACGCUGGAUAAAUCGUCAGACGUACUGACGCACUUGAAGCAUAAACCGGAAGUAUUAUCGGCGGAAAAACCUCCCGAAAUAUCGGGACACGCGAAGAAGAACGACAUGUUUAAGCCGUACAUCCAAGAACCUUCGAUACAGAAACAAAACACCGAAAAUACGACGAAACACAACGAAAUGUUCAAGCCGUACGCGGACGGCGUCGAUAAGAACGUUUCGGAUAAAUCGAAAUAUUCGUUCAAUUCGUAUUCGAACAAAGAGCGACGCAGUUCGCAUUCGGAUAGGGACAGACACGGCGGUCGCGGUUAUUCGGAGAAACGCAAGCACGAAUCGCAUAGUAGCUCCGACGACAAGUCGCCGGAUUUAUCGAAAAAACCGUCAUCAUCGUCGUCGACCGAAUUGUCAAAGUUCCAGAUGUUCAAACCGUACUCGGAGAGCCGGUACGAAAGGAGCGCGAUGGAGCAGCGGCCGUCGAGCAAGGCUUACUCGAAAGAGUUCGUCAGUUCGAAAGCUACUGACGAAGGAGGUGUGAUCGUAAAGAACGAUAAGGCGACGAAGAAAGAUGACGCGAAGGACGAAAACGUGUCGAGAGGAGUGAAUUCGAGCGAUAAAAGGAAGGUUAUCGAGUCAUAUAAGAGAAGUUCAACGGAUAUCAAUCCUGUUGAUUUCUAUCCUGUAGUGAGCAAACACUCCAUCUUUCACUCAUCUCCACUAGUCACGAAAUCGGACGGUGACGGCCAAAAGGACAUCCAAAUGGUGAUGGAGAACCUGAAGGCGUUGCAGAAAUUGUCGUGUUCGCCGGUCAAGAACAGCGAUAGCUCCAGUUCCCCCGUGUCGGUGAUCGCUUACAACAAAACAUUUUCGUCGCCUAAAACUACGAGUUCUAGCGCCCAUUGUAGCAGAACCGAUGCGAACAGCAGAAAUGAGUUGUCUGGCGGGUUCCAGGACGAGUUUCAGAAGCAGUUUAUUAAUUCGCUGCAGCAAAUGGCCGCCGCCAAUGCCAGCAGCAGUAGCAAAUCCGGCUAUAAGAACGGAAGUUAGUCAUGAUUUAUGAUCGAGGUCGUAAUUCAAAAGAAUCAUAGAAAAUUGAGUGAAACGUUACUUUCUAUUGUAAAUAAAAUUGAGUUAACUGCCGAAGAUUUAUGAAAAUAAGACAUUAUAAAUAUUGUAAUAAGUACCACUUUUUUGAGUUGUAAAUUAUAUAAAAAAAAAUGAGAUAAAUUUAUCGAUUAUUUGUAUUUAUUUUAAUUGCCCCAUUGUAUAUUAAAACUAUGUUGUACUUUUUGAAUAUAUUUUUUAAAUAUACAAAAAAAAUUCUAUUCGUUUUAUUUAUUGUUUAUGUUAGAAAUUAAUAUUUUUAUUUACACAUUAAAGAGAAGAAUUAAGCCAAUUUUGUCGGUUUGACAAAAACACGUUUCUUCAUUUUCUUUCCUUGAACGUGGAGCUUCUGCAGUCUGGAAUCGAUCUCGUUGAAUAUUUCAAGUUGUUCUUCCUCCGGUAUUGUUUUCCU
Messenger RNA from Psylliodes chrysocephalus, 5158 nucleotides. Lineage: Eukaryota; Metazoa; Arthropoda; Insecta; Coleoptera; Chrysomelidae. The record is from the annotation of a GenBank genome assembly.